GGAAAAUUGGAAUAGUAUAGCUUUAUGCUUUUGAGGUUAUGUUUUUAUGUUUGCAGUAAUAACAGUGAUUUUUAGCCUAAUAAUAAUUAAAUUGAUAGAAUCGUAGGCAGUUCAAUCAAACACUGCUCAAAGUAUUCCAAUUAUGAAUAAUUUCAAUGAAAACUAACUAUUUGUAUUAGUGAAACAAGUUAGUAAUCGCUAAAUAGAAAACCGUCAUUAAUUUAUUAAAACUUGUAACAGAAUUAAGUUCUUUUAUUUUAUAUCUAAUAAUUUUUUGUUUAUCAGUGAAAACGGUCUUACAUUUCUAAAUUUGAUAAAGUGAAAAUGUCAACUGCUGAAAAAAAUUCAACACCACACUUAGCACAAAAAGGUGAUUACUUGAAUGAUGUAUGGAAUUCACUGUACAAUCCGGAAAUCAACAAACAUAUUGAAGAAGAUAAUUUAACAAUAAAGGCCAUCUUUAUGCUUCUAGAAACGGCUUUAAAAAGUGUUAAAUCCGUUGCAAAAGAGCUUAAGCAAGCAGAAUAUGAGAAGGAAUCUCUGCGAAAAUCUUUACAGACUAUUAAAAGCGACAAUGACAUUCUGAAACAGACUGUUGAUCAACCUUGUCGGCAAUGUCCUGAACUACAGAAAAAGCUAACCGAACAAAUAAAAAAGACAAAAGAUUGCAAACGCAGUAUACAAUCUAUAUACACACUACUAAAGCCAAACAUAGCCGAUAAUAAUGGCGAAGAUACUCAGAAGGCGCUGGUUGAAACGCAGACUGUCAUGGGAAAGUACUUUGAAGAAGACAGUGACAUUAUACCUGAAACACCGGGCUGUUCAACCAAGACAUCCAUUAGACAAGCUAGUAAAAAUGACCAGCAAAAAAUCCAGUCUGAAUUGAAUAAAAGUCCUGUUAAACAGCAAUCGACCACUUCAAACGAGAACGUCACCCCCAAAAAGGAAAGUAUAAGGAAAAAGUCACCAGAGAUGAGUCCGAUCAUAAAAUCAGGAAAGCGAACAAUCAAGUCUAGAGGGAGCCAGGAAGAUAAUUCACCUGAUCAAAAUCAAAAGAGAACAGAGCCUCAAAAUCGUUCACAAGGCCAAUCCGGCACGAACGCGAAAUUGGAGUGGAAACUGCGAGCAAACGACAGCGGCUCGGGUCAUCAUAGCAACAAGCAGAGCUCACUGAAGCAGGCGACUCUGUCGGUGAAGGCGCGACCGCGAGUGGAGACCAAACGCGACCUGUCGCUGAUGAAUGGCUUCAGCGGCGGCACUCUGCCGCGUCCGGCCGCGACUGACCACUGCGACAGUGACGACUGCAUCGCCUCGAGUCCCGGCAUCGAGCCGCAUCGGCUCUCUGGAUUGAGUCUCAGCAAGAAGCGGCCUAGAUCCAGCAAAGAAGACGAAGAUAAUAAGUCUACUGAUGACCAAAUACCAAUCGUAAUGACAUUGGAUGAGACUCAUUUCGCGCCACUGGCUGCAAGCACAUGCAACGUCGAGCAGGAGGAGAAAAAACCGAAACGAAACCCAUCUUCCAAUCCAAACUCGAAGAAUCAGUUCAAAUCAGAACCAUCAAACCCGUUACCAACCUCGAAUUCGAGAAAAGAACAACCUACGACCAAAACCGAGUUCAAGUAUGAACGAGGAGCUGUGAAAAAGAAAUCGGAAAGAUUGAAGCUGGAUGGGUGGUCAUGUGACGAUUGUGAAAAGUACUAUGCAACAAUGGAGCAAGCCGGUAUGAAUACUUCGCAGAUCAAGAGAACUAUGAACAAGUGCUCGAGGCAUCGAAAUCAAUUCCAGAGACCAUCAACACCGCCUGAUUUUUGGAAUCCAAAGUUCGACACUAGUGAUGAGGACGAUUGACUCGAGAUUUCCAUGUGAACAAAUUGGUGCUCAAAACGAAAUACUUAGAGAAUGUUCAUUCCUAGAAACUGGCGAACGCAUGUGAUUAGAUAUCAUUGAAUUGUUCAUGUAUUUUAAUAGGGCUACUUGAAAUAUCAAUUACAGAGAAUUACUAGUAAUCUUAUUUAACACGACUAGUUUUUGAUAUUUGUUAAUUCCGAGAAUUGUCCGACACUAGUCGUGUUUGAAUUAAUAAAAUAGAAAAGGGUGCUAGUAAUUCUUUGUAAUUAAUCAUUAAAUUGAAUUGAUGAGAUAGGCCUAGUGAUUCUGUGGAAGUUUGCGGAUUAACUAUAGACAAAUUUUGUAAAUUUAGCUAUAAGUGAUAUACUAUUGAAUUAUCAUUGUUAAUGCCUUUUUUAAUUUUCUCAAUAUUUUUGUUGAUUUUUAUUUAUAUAAAUAUUCUUCCUGAUUUCAUGGGUUUCAUUUCCUCAGUUAUUCUCAGACAUAAAUGUAUACUGCAACGGAACAAAUUUACUAAAAUUUUUAAUUGAAAAAAAACGAAAUAUUUCAGUUCGGUAAAAAAGUUGUAUUUUUGUACAAAAUGGAAUAAGGGUAGUACAAAACUUCAAAUUACAGAAAUAAUUGGGAAAUAAUACUAUGUAAUUGAAUACAAAAUUCGCCCAGGACGUAAGUUACAUUGGCUUUAAAUGCUCUACUUAUUUUUCAAAUCUUCAAGUAAUUUAAUUGAUUGUUUUACUUUAGUCUGUGAUCCUUCAGUGUCAUUCGGUGUUUAUUUGACUUUUCCAUUUGAAGGUACAACUGCCAUGCAUACUAAAUUUUCCUUCUCUAUGAAAAUUGUAUACUGUUCAUCAGAAUUCCUGUAGAGGCCGUGAGGUUUACUUUUCCAAGCCACAGGUGAAUCCAUAAACCCUUGAACGGUUAAGCUUACCCAGGAUUUUCCCGUGAGUCUUUCUGCUGAAUAAAGCCUGUAAAAAAGCAAAAGAAACUUAAUUGAAAGAUAAUUCAGCUUUAUCAAUUUAACUUGCUUUAUUAUGGCUAAAUUAUUUUGAUUGUGAACAAGCUAUGUUUAAAAUGUGUCUUUUCAUUUUUUAACUGUGAAUGCUAUUGUGAUUUCUUUAGCUUGAUAUUUUCCAUUUUUUAAGGUUUGUUUCCAAUUUUUUUUCAAUGAUUAAUCAAGUUCAAUACUUUACUUUCCUAAAUAACAAUUUGAAUAACAAAUUUCAAUAAGCUUAGAGAAAAAUAUAGUUAUUAGGAAUGUAAAUUUUCGUGAUAAUCAUAUUAUAUAAGAUCUGGAAACAUAACCUGAUUUUGACUUUAUCAACUAUCAAAAUUCAAGAGAGAAACAGUUAUAUGGUAAUCCUGUUUAUUCUCUCUCAAUCAUGACUUGAUAAUGUGUAUUUGUGAAUGAAUGAAUGAAUUAAUAAAUAAAUAAUCGAGUGAGUCUGUCAACAUUAUGUUUUUCAACU
Molecule: messenger RNA, 3314 nt
Organism: Nilaparvata lugens (brown planthopper)
Lineage: Eukaryota; Metazoa; Arthropoda; Insecta; Hemiptera; Delphacidae
Product: protein gamma response 1
Exons: 8
Coding region: 325-1848 (507 amino acids)
Biological process (GO): DNA double-strand break processing involved in repair via single-strand annealing; double-strand break repair via homologous recombination
Cellular component (GO): site of double-strand break
Molecular function (GO): flap-structured DNA binding; Y-form DNA binding; double-stranded DNA binding
Source: RefSeq, a predicted model, not a curated record